Molecule: messenger RNA, 252 nt
Organism: Entrophospora sp. SA101
Lineage: Eukaryota; Fungi; Glomeromycota; Glomeromycetes; Entrophosporales; Entrophosporaceae
Source: the annotation of a GenBank genome assembly
AUGCCGGAUAACGGAGGGAAAAGAUAUUACCAUGAAGCGGUGGCAAGCAUGGUGAGCAUUGCUUCCGCUAAUACUGGUCGUGGUUCACUUUUAGUUGCGAAUAGUAGAUUCCAACUGUUUUCCAAAAUAAGAGAUGGAAAUGUAAAAGUAACAGAUGUGGUUGAUCUUUGGAGAUACCUGAUUGAAGCUUAUAAUAAAACUCGAGUCUUAUUCCAACCAAGUCCUGGCGUCUUGGGCUUUCUUGAAGAUUAG